CCACUAGUAUGUACAGUAAAGUGUGGUUAGAGUUCACGUCUUCUGCUGACAGAUCGGUUGACAAUUUCACGAAAGUUGAGGCGAUUUUUGUAUAAACCGUUGAUGUACGAGCCGCGACACAACGGACGUAAUUUAAUUUCGCAAAUUUUCACGUAAUUCAUGCGCCGAGCUUGCACGAGAAAUGUUCUUCAAGAAGAUCUUGAUGCCGUGCGGGCUAUGCGCGGUGCCCGUGCUGAAGCCGGCGAGCACGUCGGAAGACAGGAUGCCUCGCAGUGACGAGCCGGGAGUCAGGAAGCUGAUCAGACCGUCCGAACUACCUAUUUAUUCCUUUGAAGACGAUUACUCUAAACAGAGCCCAUGUACAGAAUGCCCGCCCUCGGCCCUGGAGCAGAGCGUGUCCAAAAUUCGCAGGUCGAUUCAAGCAGCUGCGUCGGGGUAUCAACGUUACACCGGCGUCGUUUCGGAUACCAUCGACAUCGGUUUUGAACACAGCAGAUCUCUUUUAGAUUAUCUACGCGAGGAAAGUAACGUUAUGCCACGAAUGGGCGCUAUCGCUAUCGGUGGAAUCGCCGGGCUGGUGCUUGGACUCAGAGGACGCAGGUUCAAACGGAUAGUGUAUUCUAGCGCGGGCGCUCUUUCCAUGGCGGCUGUCUGUUAUCCCAAGAAGGCGGAGGAGGGAUUCGACAUGGCUAAGCAUUACGCGAACGUCGGCUACAAUUUCAUUUACGGUGUCAAACCGGGUGACAAUCGACAGCUGCAAAUCACAUUGCCGGAAAUGCCGAAAGCGCCAACAUCUUUUUCGGAAUUUGUAGACUUAAUGAUUGUCACAGGUUCAGCGGCGGCUACCGCUGUUGGUAGCUUUGCGCAGAAUGCAUACGCAUCUUUGAGCGAUAACAAGGAGAAAAACAAAUCAACAGCCAAAUUAGACACUAAGCAAGAUUAGGCGUUUUGCGAUAAUCACAAAUAGUACGCCGUAGCAAAGAAUGUAUAAAAGUUUUAUCCAUAAUGUUUUGGAGGAAAAAAUUAUGAUUUGUUUGAAAAAUAAAUUGUACAUUGCAGUGUAUGAAAUAUUAUUCAACUUUACAUUAUAGUCUCUACACACUCCUGUUCCUAUAUACACAUAUAUAUUACGCUAAUGAAAAUUGUAAGAAUUGCAAUUCGUGAAAUCAAUAAAAAAAGGAAGUGCA
Messenger RNA from Vollenhovia emeryi, 1187 nucleotides. It is a transcript of the gene Mic26-27, whose product is annotated as MICOS complex subunit Mic27. The coding region runs from base 182 to 943 and encodes 253 amino acids. NCBI's taxonomy places the organism in Eukaryota, Metazoa, Arthropoda, Insecta, Hymenoptera, Formicidae. Gene Ontology annotation, cellular component: MICOS complex. The record is from RefSeq and is a predicted model, not a curated record. The transcript is spliced from 6 exons. Gene Ontology annotation, biological process: cristae formation.